Gallus gallus (chicken) is the source of this 1438-nucleotide messenger RNA. It is a transcript of the gene CHIR3B10, whose product is annotated as immunoglobulin-like receptor CHIR-B3. Bases 54 to 1028 code for a protein of 324 amino acids. The record is from RefSeq and is a predicted model, not a curated record. Lineage: Eukaryota; Metazoa; Chordata; Aves; Galliformes; Phasianidae. The transcript has 7 exons.
AACCACUCCCUGCCCCUUCUGCAGACUCACUGUCCCCAAGCUGCUCCUGCCUCAUGGCACCAAUGGCGGUGGCCCUCAUCCUCGGUUGGUGGCUGGUGACAGCGAGCAGCGCACAGCAACUGCCCCGACCCUCCCUGUCACUGCACCCCAGCCAGGGGGUGUCCCUGGGGGGUGCUGUCACCCUGCGCUGCCACCUGCCCCGGCUGGCUGCCUGGGUCGAGCUGUACCAGGAAGGAGGUUGGCCGUACAAGAAGGGGAAGGAGAAGGAGAAGGACGCGGCCGAGUUCUCCUUUGUUAGCACACAGCGGGAACACGCAGGUCGUUAUCGGUGUCAGUACCGGGUGUCUUGGUCAGUAGGGGCAUCAGAGAAGAGUGACCCCGUGGAGCUGGUGCUGACAGAUCGCAGUUUCCCCCCACCCGGCAUUUCCCUUCACUCCGAGCAGUGUGUGGGGACAGGGACCAACGUCACCAUCCGCUGCAGGAACAAGGCCUAUGGGACCACCUUCCUCCUGCACAAGGGUGGGAGCUCAGACCCUCUCCAGCGCCAGGACUUCAGAGAGGGGGGCACAGCCACUUUCACCCUCUUUGGGGUGACCCCAGCUGACAGUGGCACCUACAGGUGCUCCUAUCGCCCCAAGGGUUACCCCUUCAUUUCCUCACCCCUUGGGGACAGCGUAACACUGGAGGUGACACCCACCCCUGCACCCCCAGGUGCUGCAGGCAGUUCUCAUGGGAACUUGGUGGUGGCAGUGGUAGGUGGCUGCACUGCUGCCUUUGUCUUCAUCCUCGUCCUUAUCAUCUUCUUCCUCCUCUCUGCCCGCAGACUUCGGACACAGAGAGAUGAGAGCCCUGGUCCACCCCCCAGAAAGCCUGAGGCCAUGGAGUUCCAGGUGCCUUCCAGUGACAGCGAGGGUCUGACCUACUUGGAGCUGCAAGCUGUGACCCCCAGCACACAGCCCCCCAGCCCGCCAGCAGCCCCACAGCCCUCUGUUAUCUACACCGAGGUGGCCGUUGGGGGGCGCCACUGAUGCCUCCAUACGUGUGCACAAACACGUGUGUGUUGUAUGCACACAUGUGCUUCCAGCAUGCACAGUGCACUUGUGUUGUGUGUGCUCACCAUCACGUGUGCACUGCAUACAGGUACCACUGCAUGUGUUCAUAUGUUACCUGCGUGUGCACCAUCACAUGUUCACAACAGUUGUACACAGAUGUGCACUCCGUGAUUAACUCUGUUCCUUUGUGUCUGUGCGAUGCCAUGUGUGUACACCAGUAUAUGUGCACAGUAGUGCACGUGUGUCCUUAGCAUGCUUUCUGAGACUGGUAAUAAAUGCAUGAGGUGACCAGAAACACUUUGUGGACAGCUCUUCGUUCCAAAGCAUUGCUUUGGAGCCGUUUGAUUUCAAAGAGAAGCUCUCCAUAAAUGGAUGUGUAUUCCUGC